Molecule: messenger RNA, 1905 nt
Organism: Cryptosporidium ubiquitum
Lineage: Eukaryota; Apicomplexa; Conoidasida; Eucoccidiorida; Cryptosporidiidae
Product: major facilitator superfamily transporter
Exons: 1
Coding region: 1-1905 (634 amino acids)
Biological process (GO): transmembrane transport
Cellular component (GO): membrane
Molecular function (GO): transmembrane transporter activity
Source: RefSeq, a predicted model, not a curated record
AUGCUUUCUGCCAAUGAUGAUCCAACAUGUGAGUUGAACAAUAAAAAAUGCAAUCUUUACCAAGAAAAUAAAGUCGUGAAUAAUUGUUAUAGAUAUAGGAGAUAUGAAAAGCAUCCUCAUGCUAUUAGAUUCGUUUUUGCGUGGAUGCUUAUAGCACAAGUACUUAGGAACUACGACACAGGAGCAUUACCAGUUCUUCUUGGAUUGAUUUCCGAUGAAUUUGGAUUGGACGAAAUGAAACUCGGAGUUUUAGGUGCAGUACCGUAUGUUUCUGCAAUGGCAACUGCAUUUAUUAUGAAUCACCCCCUUCAAAAAUAUAGCCAAAAAUGGAUAAUAGUUACUUCUCUAUUUUUUUUAUCUUUUGGACUUGCUUUACUAUUAUCUUCUACUUCAAGUACAUUGUUAUAUAUUUCAAGGAUUAUAAUGGGAUCUAUGCAAGCACCUUUGAGCAUUUAUAUUCCGGUUUGGGUCGAUGAAUUUACACCUCCAAACAAACUUACGGCAUGGAUGGGGGCAUCACAAGUAACUAUGAUCAUUGGUGUUGCUAUUGGAUAUUUGAUUACUGGAUUUACUUUGAAUUACCAUAAUGGAUGGAGAUAUUCCUUGCUUGUUCCAUGUUUAUUACUAUUAUUAAUGUCGAUUUGUCUAAUGUUCACUAAAAGUGAAUACUUUAAUGUCAAAUAUUCGAGCCAUGAAAGCAAUGAUUUAGAAAUAGAAAUGGGCGAAGGGAAAAUGAAUUCCAGUAAAAUAAUCGGAUUAGAUAGGCAUAUUAAAGAUGAUGCAGUGAUUCAAUACUCAAUCCCUUCUUCAUGUUCAACUGAACUUGUUGAAAGUCCUUGCAACUCGAUUGCUAUAUCAACAAAGUUUAUUACCGUAGACAAAUUGCAAGAAAAUACCUCGAAUAUAAAUAAUAUCUCUUCUUUUUCUUUUGAUGCUCGAGUUCGGAAAAUUUCGAAUGAUUUUUCUGCCGAAAUGAAGCCAAUGAACGGAAAAAGUAAUUCAAAUAAUUUAAACGAUUUGCAAAAUGACGUUCCAAUAAAAAAACCAAUUAUUCAGCCAACACUUACAACACAUUAUAUUUCUAUUUCGAGGUCACUUUCCCUUUCAGAAUUUGCAAAUGGAAUGCCUCAGAACACACAACUUACAAAUUCCGGUAAUGUUAUGUUUAAACAAGAAACUUUUGCAAAUUCAUUGUGCGAAGACGAACUGGGACUAGAAAAUUCAAAAUCCAGUACUUUUAAGAAAUUAAUUGCAUAUAAAAAAUGGAAAUGUUUACUAGCAAAUUCAACCUAUAUGCUUUCAAUCACCAUUUUAUCUGUUAUUUAUUAUGUAGUGACUGCUGUACAGUUUUGGACAACAAGAUAUUUGCAGCAAAUAUAUACAACUAGAGACGGAAUUAUUUUUAUGUCAUUUUCUGCGACUGCUGUGAUCGCACCUACAACGGGGAUUAUAUUUUCUGGCUUUAUGAUUGACUUCAUCGGAGGAUACAAGAGCAAUCGUGGAUUAUUUUACACCAUGCUUUUUUGUAUGAUAUCUGCAACUUUCGCAACACUAUUCGGCGUACUUGCACUUAUCAUCGAUAAUUUUACCGUUACAAUUGCUGGAAUAUGGGGUUUGUUGUUUUUUGGAUCAUUUCUUGUUCCGCCCAUCACCGGUAUCAGUGUCGGAGUUGUUGAACCAAAAAUACGGCAAUUUGCAACAACGGUUGCAAUGGUCACAUAUCACGUGUUUGGUUUCGCCCUUGGAAGCCUUUUACCAGGUGCAGUAUUACAAUUAACAGGUAUAACUAGAUCAGGAAUGACUAUAGUUUAUGGUUUCUCAGGAUUAGGUGUAAUAGCCAAUUUUUUCGCAUGUAUUAUUGCAUACAAAAAACUUUGUGCAUCAAAAGAAAGCACAUAUUCAUAG